Messenger RNA from Pan troglodytes (chimpanzee), 1469 nucleotides. Its product is annotated as putative synaptogyrin-2 like protein. The record is from RefSeq and is a predicted model, not a curated record. Gene Ontology annotation, cellular component: neuromuscular junction; synaptic vesicle membrane. NCBI's taxonomy places the organism in Eukaryota, Metazoa, Chordata, Mammalia, Primates, Hominidae.
AUGGAGAGCGGGGCCUACGGCGUGGCCGAGGCGGGCGGCUCCUUCGACCUGCGGCCCUUCCUCACGCAGCCGCAGGUGGUGGCGCGCGCCCUGUGCUUGGUGAUCUUCGCCUUGAUCGUGUUCUCCUGCAUCUAUGGCGAGGGCUACAGCAACACCCAUAAGUCUAAGCAGAUGUACUGCGUGUUCAACCACAACGAGGACGCCUGCCGCUAUGGCAGUGCCAUCGGGGUGCUGGCCUUCCUGGCCUCGGCCUUCUUCUUGGUGGUCGACGCGUAUUUCCCCCAGAUCAGCAACGCCACUGACCGCAAGUACAAGUACCUCGUCGUUGGUGACCUGCUCUUUUCAGCUCUCUGGACCUUCCUGUGGUUUGUUGGUUUCUGCUUCCUCACCAACCAGUGGGCGGUCACCGACCCGGAGGACGUGCUGGUGGGGGCCGACUCUGCGAGGGCAGCCAUCACCUUCAGCUUCUUUUCCAUCUUCUCCUGGCUGUGCUGGCCUCCCUGACCUACCAGCGCUACAAGGCUGGCGGGGACGACUUCAUCCAGAACCACGUCGACCCCACUCCGGACCCCAACACUGCCUCCUACCCAGGUGCAUCUGUGGACAACUACCAACAGCCACCCUUCACCCAGAACGCGGAGACCACCGAGGGCUACCAGCCGCCCCCUGUGUACUGAGUGGCGGUUAGGGUGGGAAGGGGGACAGAGAGGGCCCUCCCCUCUGCCCCGGACUUUCCCAUGAGCCUCCUGGAACUGCCAAACCCCCUCUUUCACCUGUUCCAUCCUGUGCAGCUGACACACAGCUAAGGAGCCUUACAGCCUGGCGGGGGCUGGCAGAGCCACACCCCAAGUGCCUGUGCCCAGAGGGCUUCAGUCAGCCGCUCACUCCUCCAGGGCACUUUUAGGAAAGGGUUUUUAGCUAGUGUUUUUCCUUGCUUUUAAUGACCCCAGCCCCGCCUGGGUGCCUAGAAGCCAGCAGGCACCCAUGUGCUACUGACAAGUGCCUCAGCUUCCCCCCGGCCCGGGUCCGGCCGUGGGAGCCGCUGUUACCUGCGUUCUCUGCCAAAGACUCGUGGGGGCCGUCACACCUACCCUGUGCAGCGGAGCUGGACCAGGCUCUUGUGUCCUCACUCAGGUUUGCUUCCCCUGUGUCCACUGCUGUAUGAUCUGGGGGCCACCACCCCGUGCCGGUGGCCUCUGGGCUGCCUCCCAUGGUGUGAAGGCGGGGCUGGUGCUCAUGGCACUUCCUUCUUGCUCCCACCCCUGGCAGCAGGGAAUGGCUUUGCCUGACAACACCCAGCUUUAUGUAAAUAUUCUGCAGUUGUUACUUAGGAAGCCUGGGGAGGGCAGAGGUGCCCCAUGGCUCCCAGACUCUGUCUGUGCCGAGUGUAUUAUAAAGUCGUAGGGGAGAUGCCCGGCCCUGGGAUGCUGUUUGGAGAUGGAAUAAAUGUUUUCUCAUUCAAAAAAAAA